AUGGGUUCCAGCAGCAAACAAGUCACCAAUUCACUAGCGGGUGACGAUGAUCUACUUCCUGAAUCCUCUGCAUCUUCGCCGAGUUCUGUCUCCGGCUUUCUUCGCGGUGCGUCAGAGGACACAGCCAUAUCAACAGACACGGCAUCGCCUUCGCUAUCGAUAGACAAUCCCUCGUCAGCGUCCACGCACUCGAAGUCAUUUGCAGCGAAGGGGAAGCGCAAACGCUCUCGCGUGACUCCAGAACAACUCUCCCAUCUGGAGCGUUUCUUCGCGUCUGACAGGAGUCCUACGGCUGCCCGGCGGAAGGAGAUCAGUGGUCUUCUUGGGAUGCAUGAGCGACAGACACAGAUCUGGUUUCAGAACAGGCGAGCAAAGGCAAAGCUGCAGGACGUAAAAAUAAAAGGAAGGGCCGGUCUGUCUGAUCCACCACCCGACACGCCGCCGGAGCUGUGCUCAGGCUUCGACAUAGAUCUUUAUAAUCUGAUUCACGAGGAUGAACCCGUUACUAUCAUUCCAUGUACCGACUUGUCCAUUGGUACAUGGCGCCGUGUGGCGUCGACUGUGAGCAAGCACGAUCUCGUGGGGUACGUGUGCCAGGCGAAACGAUGCAUCACUUGGUUCAUCUACUCUUCUGGGUUGGGCUUCAAGAUUGAGAUUAGUUUCGACAUCGUCGUCGAUACCGAGUUCACGAACGUAUCCCCAGGUGUUGCCCUUGCUGCAUUAAAGUUGUCACAGCCGCCAGCUUUCUACUUAGAGCAUUCCGCAUCCUCUGGCGUCAACAGCAGCUCGGUACGCUACUGGAAACGAUGUGCCGAUUGGACGGAGGGAAUGCAGGCAACCAGAGUCCUUCGCCAUGAAGUAAUUGGAUCGGAGAUGCAGUUGUCUCACAUAAUACGGAAUUUCAGCCCGAACGGAACUGUUGCAGAGGUCUCGCUAUAUUCACUGCCCCAGCGUGCAGAGGCAUCGCCUGUGCUCCACCCUACUUCUUCGCUUCCACUAGCACACGAGGAUCACUGCCGCGACGACAUGUCACAAUACGACGCGCAGUAUCCGAAUGGCAGUCGACAACGACUAUUGGCUGCAGGCCCUAGCCACCCCCUCCAAAAUUUCAUUACUGCGCCGGCCGGCUGCUCACCUCCCUAUCCUGCCGACCUUCCUUACCCGCAUGUAGUCAGAACAUUUCCACCAAUGCAUCUGCCUUCCUCUUACAACAUGUGCGACGGCGAUCGCAAGCCGCCACACUACGCCCUGCAAUUCGAGCCACACCUCGGAUUUCCACGUCGCAUGUCUUCUUUUCCGCAUUCCCAUGCGCCGAUACCUCAGUAUCCAUCUGCCUGCACGAACGAUUCCAGCCCUCGUUCCGUAUCUCCUUACGAGUGCCCAAACGACCUGGUCUCAUCCGCAUCGACUUCACACUCGUCGUUCGAUGCGCCAUCGUGA
Molecule: messenger RNA, 1440 nt
Organism: Sparassis crispa
Lineage: Eukaryota; Fungi; Basidiomycota; Agaricomycetes; Polyporales; Sparassidaceae
Exons: 4
Coding region: 1-1440 (479 amino acids)
Biological process (GO): regulation of transcription by RNA polymerase II
Cellular component (GO): nucleus
Molecular function (GO): sequence-specific double-stranded DNA binding; DNA-binding transcription factor activity, RNA polymerase II-specific
Source: RefSeq, a predicted model, not a curated record